Messenger RNA from Thelazia callipaeda (thelaziosis nematode), 1938 nucleotides. The record is from the annotation of a GenBank genome assembly. Lineage: Eukaryota; Metazoa; Nematoda; Chromadorea; Rhabditida; Thelaziidae.
UUGUUUAUUCAUUUAAAUGUGCCUGAUUUCUCUGUUUUUCAGUUUACCUGCCUAUACUCCAAACUUGUUGGACAUGAAGAUCAUCAAGUACGCCAUGAAUUACUUAGUCUUUUCUAUAUUGUUUAUAAACAGUGUUCAAAUACUAUUGCUCCAUUAAUUGAAGAUAUCAUGAUUGAUCUAAUUCAAAUUCUAAUAACUGAUCCGUAUGACGUUAUUGGUUUACUUUCACGAAGAGUCCAUAAUUAUUUGAUGCUAACGAUGAAUGAGAAAUAUAUGGAUUGCCUGAAAUACCGCUUGCAUAUGUUAUCUGUUAAAAUACCUAGAGAAGCCACUGUAAAAGGAGAUGUUGAAAAAUGCUUAAAACAGUUGCUAGGUGUGUUAAUCAAUAUGAAUUCUCUACGCGGUAGUUUCUUGUUGGUUGGAGAAACGGCAGAGUUGUUGAUUGUUGCUCUCUCAUCCUGUCUUCAGCUAAAUAUCAGACGAGUUAGUUUGAAUCGUGAAGUCAUCGAGGCAGCUGACAUUUUUAGUUUGUUGGAUGACCUUCCACUUUCACUUGAUACCAGAAAGGGAACUGUCGCUGAGAUUGCUAUACAGUUGAUCAAAAAUGAACAAGCUCAUGCAAAUUGUAUUUCUGCUAUUGUUGCAAACUCUGAACGAUCAGAAACGUUAUCAGGUUGCUAUCACCUUGCUGCUUACUUUUUACAAGCAUUUUCUACUACUGUUAUGGAUUCACCAGAAAAAUUUAUCGAUACUCUUCAAGUCUUAGUCGAGCAGUCAGUAGCACUGUUGCAAAAAAUUGAUAUACAUCCUUCAUCAAGAGAUGAUUUCAUCGAAGAUGACAACUAUGAGCAGUGUGCUGAGAGUUGUUUAGCUACUAUAUUACUUUCAUUCUGUGCAGCUGCCUUCACUUGUACUCCUUCUAUUUUCGUCUGUCAAAAGUUAAUGAUUCAGUCUUUGUUUGAAAUAUUCAAAUGGACAGGAUCAUCAUAUUCGGUAUGUGCAGAAAGUGCUGAAUAUGCGUUGAAAGCCGCUGUUUUGGCUGCAAGAGAAGUAAAUAUAUCAUCAUUAUGUCUAACUUAUGCAAAAUACUUGUUACCGAAGGUAGCAAUUUGCUGUAGAACUUAUGAUAACAAUCUUCGUGCCCCUUGUGUUCUUUCUUCACUACUCGAUCAUUGUGAUAGUUGUCAUUUAUUUGACAGCGCUAAUCAUGCUGUUCAAGAACUUUUAGGAGUAGUUGAUUCAGGUUCACAGAAGUGGCUGAUUUUGAUUCUAAAAGCGUUGCUAAGUUUUCAAAAGGCUGUUGGAAUAUGGUUUUCUGAUGUUAAGCCUGAAGAAGUGCAGUUUAAUCAAGAUAAUGUAGAUGAAAAAGCUGUGAAACCUGAUUUCGUUGAAUCUGUGAACACUGUUUCAAAACGAACUCAGCAUCUUUUAUUCUGUUCUCAUAUUCGAAUUCGCAUUUUGGUUCUAAAAAUUUUGGAUUCAUGUAUGAAAAACUUGCGACAUUUUCCGGAUGAUCAUCUCCCCAUGAUUCAUCAUAAUUGGCCUGCAAUUUUAGACUGUCUCGUGAACGAAGAUUUCAGUUUACGAGUGGAGGCAUUCAAAGUCCUUCGGACAAUGUGCGAAAUAUCUGGUAGUUUUUGCUAUCGCCGUAUUAUUCCAUCCGUAUGGCCAUCAGUUCGAGAAUUUAUGAUUUGUCAAGGUGCUAAAAGUGUCAAUGCGCAGAGAGCCUAUUUGUAUUCUUCUACUUAUAAGUAUCAGGAAGUUGUUUUGGAAAAUUUGGGCGUUAUUUUUCGUCAUAUUGAACCAAAUGAAGUCGACUGGAAAAGUGUUAUGAUGUUAGCUUCAGUAUACUGUGAUGAUGCACAACCUGAAAAAUUGAAGCAUGCUGCUGAGAGUCUGCUUUCUCUUUGUGAAGAAGAACUCCAUGAGAACGUGUAG